UCACCUGACUGCAGUAAUGGCCACCGACGCAACAUUACUUUUGGAAGCUGUUAACUUUGCUGCGGAAAAGCAUAAAUGUCAGAGGAGAAAGGACGUUGAGAAAACGCCUUAUAUAAAUCACCCAAUAGGUGUGGCAAGGAUAUUAUCGCAUGAGGCUGGGGUAACAGAUGUAGCAGUACUGCAGGCAGCUCUGCUCCACGACACGGUAGAAGAUACCAAUACCAGCUUCACAGAAAUAGAAGAGAAGUUUGGGAAAGAAGUUCAAGGAAUAGUAGAGGAAGUUACAGAUGAUAAAACCCUACCAAAAUUGGAAAGGAAGCAAAAACAAAUUGAUCAUGCACCACACUGUAGCUACAAGUCUAAACUGGUAAAACUAGCUGAUAAGUUAUACAACCUUCGAGAUCUGAACCGCAGUAGUCCAGAAGGUUGGUCACAACAACGAGUACAAGAAUAUUUCCAGUGGGCUUCAGAAGUGGUGAAGGGGCUACGAGGGACAAAUUCAGCACUGGAAAAAGAGCUGGAUCAGUUGUUUAAAGAUAGAGGAAUUUCUGUCUGUGCUCCUUGAGGGCUCUAAAGUUGUAAUAAUGAAAUCCUGGACAGGUUCAGUAGGAUUUGCAAAACCACUAUAAGGGACAUACCUGACAUAUUACAGACUUUGUCUGAGGGUCUCAAACAGACUUUUAAUUAAUUAUGAAACUGCAUGUGACCUAGUCCAAGUAUGCACUUAUGACUUAUCUGUGGAUAUUAAAGGGACAGUAAACACUUUGAUAUUGUAAUAUAAAAUGUUUGUACUUUACAAUAUACUUUUAUGUAUUUAGACAUCUUUUUCUGUAAUUAAGUGUAAAAAUGAAACAAUGUCUUCAAUUCUGUGAAUGGGCAGUGCAUAUGGCAGUCUUCACAAACCUCACACUGCAAAAUAUUUGUCCCUAAUUAGCUUCAGCAAUGAUGAUGAUAUGAUAAGUGUAAAACAAUUGAGAUUUAUAUCUACUUCAGUGCAAGUUCUGUUUGGCUCCUCCCAUCAAGGAAAAGUAGUUGGUAAAAUUUGUCUAUUGAAAAACAACUGCAGCAAACAAAAUGGUAAUGCAUUCCAAACAUUUUCAAACUCACUAACUAUAUUAGUUUAUUGCAAGACUGCAGACAAUUUUGUAAUUACAGUGUGUUUACUAGAUGUGCAUUCAGCAGUUUUGUUCACUGCCGAAUGCGGUAAAAGACAGCAGCUCGCAGCAUUCAGCUCUUUUCGAAGCUAGAUUUAUUCUUGUGAAAGUGCAAUGUACUAAGAUCUGGUUUACACUUUCACAAGAUGAAAUAACGGCUCUAAAAAGAGCUUAAUGCCGUGAGUGACUACCUUCUGCAUGAAACUGCCAAAUGCACGUCUAAUGUUUACUUUCCCUUUAGGGGUUAGAUUUUGGCACCACUGAUUUAAUAAUACUGUAAUAAAGAAAGUAAAGUCA
Molecule: messenger RNA, 1451 nt
Organism: Bombina bombina (fire-bellied toad)
Lineage: Eukaryota; Metazoa; Chordata; Amphibia; Anura; Bombinatoridae
Gene: HDDC3
Product: HD domain containing 3
Exons: 4
Coding region: 17-565 (182 amino acids)
Molecular function (GO): guanosine-3',5'-bis(diphosphate) 3'-diphosphatase activity
Source: RefSeq, a predicted model, not a curated record